Messenger RNA from Penicillium brasilianum, 2912 nucleotides. The record is from the annotation of a GenBank genome assembly. Lineage: Eukaryota; Fungi; Ascomycota; Eurotiomycetes; Eurotiales; Aspergillaceae.
CCGCCACCACCUUCAUCACCGCCUUCGUAGGCCCCGACCAACAAACAAUCUAUCAUUCUGCUUCUCUUUACUCGAUCAACUCCUCCUUCUGCUCUCUCCCCCUUUAACUCCCUCUUACCUUCGUGUCCGAAUCCUCUUAGUUUCCGAAGGCAGACUCUCUCAAACCUCGCCAGCCAUGGCAAACCCAACCACUGGCUACUCCAUAAAUGUCAACGAUCCCAGCUUGAUCUCUCUGGUCAACAAGCUGCAAGAUGUCUUUUCAACUGUGGGCGUACACAACCCUAUCGACUUGCCCCAGAUUGUCGUCGUCGGAUCGCAGUCCAGUGGAAAGAGUUCAGUGCUAGAGAACAUCGUUGGCCGUGAUUUCCUGCCUCGUGGUUCCGGAAUUGUCACUCGGAGACCUCUUAUCCUGCAACUGAUCAACAAGACCCCUGCGCCGCAAACGAACGGAGAUAACAAGAUCCAGACGACAGACGCCGAGUCGAAUGUCGAUGAGUAUGGCGAGUUCCUGCAUAUCCCUGGCCAGAAGUUCUUCGACUUCAACAAGAUUCGUGAGGAGAUUGUCCGGGAGACGGAGACCAAGGUCGGCCGCAAUGCCGGUAUCUCGCCUGUCCCGAUCAACCUGCGCAUCUAUUCGCCUAACGUCCUCACCCUGACCCUGGUCGAUCUGCCUGGUCUGACCAAGGUGCCCGUCGGAGAUCAGCCCAAGGAUAUUGAGCGCCAGAUUAGGGAUAUGGUUCUCAAGUACAUCAGCAAGCCCAACGCCAUCAUUUUGGCCGUCACCUCGGCCAACCAGGAUCUGGCCAACUCCGAUGGUCUGAAGCUGGCGCGUGAGGUGGACCCCGAGGGUCAGCGCACUAUUGGUGUGUUGAGUAAGGUUGAUCUGAUGGACGAGGGCACUGAUGUUGUGGAUAUUCUCGCUGGACGAAUUAUUCCUCUGCGCCUGGGUUACGUUCCCGUUGUCAACCGCGGUCAGCGUGAUAUUGAGAACAAGCGGCCCAUCGCCUAUGCUCUGGAGAACGAGAAAAACUUCUUCGAGAACCACAAGGCAUACCGGAAUAAGGCAUCGUACUGCGGUACUCCCUACUUGGCCCGCAAGUUGAACCUGAUCCUCAUGAUGCACAUCAAGCAAACUCUCCCCGAUAUUAAGGGCCGCAUUUCCUCCUCCCUUCAGAAGUACACUACGGAGCUGGCGCAACUCGGCGAUUCCAUGCUCGGCAACAGCGCCAACAUUAUUCUCAACAUCAUCACCGAGUUCAGCAACGAGUACCGCACGGUUUUGGAGGGUAAUAACCAGGAGCUGUCCAGCAUUGAGCUGUCAGGUGGUGCUCGUAUCAGUUUCGUGUUCCACGAGCUCUACUCCAACGGUGUCAAGGCCGUGGAUCCCUUCGACCAGGUCAAGGACAUUGAUAUUCGCACUAUUCUCUACAACUCCUCCGGUUCUUCCCCGGCCCUUUUCGUUGGAACCACUGCUUUCGAGUUGAUCGUCAAGCAGCAGAUCAAGCGCCUGGAAGACCCCAGCAACAAGUGUAUCUCUCUGGUUUACGAUGAGUUGGUCCGCAUCCUCGGCCAGCUGCUGAACAAGCAGCUGUUCCGCCGCUACCCCCAGCUGAAGGAAAAGUUCCACGCCGUUGUCAUUGCCUUCUUCAAGAAGUGUAUGGACCCCACUAGCAAGCUGGUGAAGGAUCUAAUCGCCAUGGAGGCCACCUACAUCAACACUGGCCACCCUGACUUCCUCAACGGACACCGCGCUAUGGCUAUUGUCAACGAGCGCGCAGCGGCUGCCAAGCCCACGCAGGUUGACCCCAAGACCGGCAAGCCCCUUCCCGCUCGUGCCCAGAGCCCGUCUCUUGACACCACCGGUGAGGUUCAGAAUGGCAGCGGUUUCUUCGGCAGCUUCUGGGCUACAAAGAACAAGAAGAAAAUGGCGGCCAUGGAGGCUCCUCCUCCAACCCUCAAAGCUUCCGCCAGUCUGUCUGAGCGUGAGACCUCCGAGGUCGAGGUUAUCAAGUUGUUGAUCACCUCAUACUUCAACAUCGUUAAGCGAACGAUGAUUGACAUGGUUCCCAAGGCUAUCAUGUACACCCUGGUGCAGUUCACCAAAGAUGAGAUGCAACGCGAGCUUUUGGAGAACAUGUACCGCAACAACGAGCUGGACGACCUGCUCAAGGAGAGCGACUACACCAUCCGCCGGCGGAAGGAAUGCCAGCAGAUGGUCGAGAGUCUGGGCCGUGCCAGCGAGAUCGUCAGCCAAGUUCAGUAAACAGCUAGUGCCAGAAGCAUGGCAGCUUCUCAUCAUGGUUCGUUAGGGGACGAUCAAGUCGUCGAAGCCGACUGCAUGAUUGAAAUGAUUUCGAGCCGACGGGAGCUGGAAACACCUUUCACAUCUCUCAUCUUCCUUUGUGAUUUUUGCACCGGGCUCGAAAUCUUGACUAUACUCGUAUUUUUCACCGUCGCUCGUGCCCAUUUUCUGUUGAACGAGCUGUUCCCCACAUACAGCGAUGCGGUUCCUCUCGCUCUCGAACUAUUGACUCUUCUUCUUGGUUUGGGUGUUGCGGCCGUGUCUUGAGGAAAAAAAGCGGAGUUGGUUUCGCCGGGAAUCGUCCUCUGGUACUUCUCAACUUCGCCCUUUUUUUCCGUCUUGUUUGUUUUGCCCCGAAUUUGAAAGCCUUAUACCGUUUCCCUUUGUUUCUCUUUCUCUUUGUUGGUCCGUUGUCUGCUAUCUGCUUGUUUUGAGACCCAUGAGCCUUCUUCCAGAUGAUGACUGUAUCAACUAAUGAUUUCUCGCUUUCUGUUCUAUGACUUCGCUUUAGAAUUUUGAUCUAUCCACUUUUAUGCUUUGGCCGUGGUAGAAUAUGCUAGAAACAGAUUAUUCUUUUCAUAAGCCUAGGUGAAUCUGCCUGAACUCCAUG